CUGCCUGCCAUAAGCAGCAAUCCGAGGACGCAGCGACUCGGCGAACCAAGGGGACGCCCGGUUGUCUCGCGAUCCGGGCGACACUGGCCUUCCUCUUCAGGCACUUUUUUCCUCACCUCAAACUUCCAGGAACCCACCAGACCAUGGCCUCCUUGCUGCCUCUCAUCUCGGAGCUCCUGCCCAUGGUGAUGCCAGCUGCGACGCAGGUGAUACGCGCGGGUGAUCUGGCACCGACCGGCCCAACCGUCGAGGGGCCUGUCACGCAGCGGCGCGCCGUCGUGGGCAAGUGUGGCAUGUGCGCGACAGUGUUGACUAUACGUCCGAAACACAGCACGUCCAUCAGGCACAACAGUGAGCAGGACACCAUCAUGUACAGCAUCGCCGGCUCCAGCACCGUCCGCGUCAAGGAAGGGUUCGAGGACGAGCUGCAUGUCCAUGAGCUUGCGACUGGCGACUUCAUCUUCAUACCGGCAUGGACCGAGCAUCAAGUCUGCAACGGCUCGGACCAACAAGACGCGGUGUGGCUCGUUGUGCAGCACGGCUCGCAUCCGGUUGGCGCAGAACUUGCAGACUGGGGCGGCGCGGUGACGGCAACGCAUGACUAAAAAGUCAGAUCCUCUCGUUGC
Molecule: messenger RNA, 626 nt
Organism: Emericellopsis atlantica
Lineage: Eukaryota; Fungi; Ascomycota; Sordariomycetes; Hypocreales; Bionectriaceae
Product: RmlC-like cupin domain-containing protein
Exons: 3
Coding region: 144-605 (153 amino acids)
Source: RefSeq, a predicted model, not a curated record